AUGAAUAAAUUUCCACACGACCCUAUUUUCGUCAACCUGCUCCGGCUCAGGCAGUCGGUGCAGGGAGUCUUAAUCCAUGACGAUUAUGGCAUUGAUGCAAGCCCCACCGACUUACUCAAUGAUAUUAGUCGUCUGCGCGACACACUGCGCACAGAGCUCUCCGCUGACUGUUACGACGCCAGGGGCUUGUUACGGCCUGACACUGGUUUCAUCGCGACCAUCUCACUAAGCGGAUAUUACUUUCUGGUGGCAUUCUUUGCGAUAGCCGCGCUGGGGGGAACAUGUGUACCACUGCCAACUAAGGCCGCACCCGAAGAGACUCUCAGACUCUUGAACACGGCCAAUGUGACAUUUAUUCUGAACGAUCCCAACACCAUUCAACAGGUUGCUGUUAUCAAAGAACAUGCAAGUAACAUCAAGACAAUCCAGAUUGAACGGAACUCAGGAUGCGAGUCCGCCUCCGGUUUCGAUUUCGAAGUGGAUGAGAAGCUGUCGAUUGAUCCACUCCAAUCAUGUUUGGUCAGUCAGACCUCCGGGAGCAGCACCGGCCGUCCCAAAUGUGUUGUUGUUCCUCGCCGAACUUUCUUUUUCUCCGGCAUCGCAGACUCUGACCGUCAGUUCCUGGCUUUCCGCCCUGUUCACUGGAUGGGUGGCGCAUCCGGGCUCCUUGCGCGGGUCCUGCGUGGCACGAAGAUUCACUGGCCACGGCGCUCAUUCGACACAGCUACGUUCUGGGAGAUCUUCAAGCUGGGUACUGUUACAGAUGUGUCUCUCUCUUCUUCGAUGUUCAAAAGCCUAGAGGACUAUUAUCGAGUAAAAAUCUGCGAGCUUCCUGCUGAUGAGCGCGAGGCAUAUGUGUCCGGGGUGAAAAAGAUCCGGAAUGCCACGAUUAGCGGCUCAGCUAUGAACCCGGACACGGCCCAGUUCUGGAUCGACCUCACGGGGAUGAAGAUCAGGAACGUUUAUGGAUCGAGUGAACUUGGUGGAAUGGCACUAGCGUCUGAUGUUGAUGCGCAAUAUGUUGAUAGGUGCAUUGGAAUGCCUGCUCCUGGGGUAGAGAUAAAGCUAUCAAAUGGAGAUGAAGGAGAAUUGCUUGUCAAGUCUUCUCGAAUGUUCACACACUACCUCAAUGACGAAACAGCAACAAAGAAGGUGUUCGAUGAAGAUGGAUUCUACAGAACAGGAGAUCUCGUUCGACGCGACGGAGGCGUUUAUUUCUUUGAAGGGAGAGUAGACUCUGACUGGAUCAAUUUUCUUGACCGCAAGAUCUCUGUUUUGGAACUAGAAGAACACCUCAUGCGCCUUUCUUACAUAUCCGAGGCGCACGUUCUUCCUGUUCUUGACCACGAGACCAGAGGACUUCCUGCAGCACUUGUUCGUCUCAACUGUGGAAACUCAGAUAUCAAUCUGCAAAGAAUCCACGAUGACCUUUCUACAGGCUUGGAGCGUUAUAAACUGCCUGCGCUUCUAUGCAUCCUGAAAGCCGGAGAGGAAGUACCAAAAACGGCAUCUGAUAAAGUGCUCAAAGUCCAGGCAUUGGAAAGGUUCUUUGGUAUCCGUGGGUAUCGGCCUCGUGAAUACUGCGUCGAUGGGGUUGAGUAUCUCAAUACCUCUUACUCGAUCAAAUAA
Molecule: messenger RNA, 1629 nt
Organism: Penicillium verhagenii
Lineage: Eukaryota; Fungi; Ascomycota; Eurotiomycetes; Eurotiales; Aspergillaceae
Product: class I adenylate-forming enzyme family protein
Exons: 5
Coding region: 1-1629 (542 amino acids)
Biological process (GO): fatty acid metabolic process
Molecular function (GO): medium-chain fatty acid-CoA ligase activity
Source: RefSeq, a predicted model, not a curated record